AUGCGUCGUUCGCCGUCGUACCCUGGGUUCAAUCCUUCGAGAUGUCAGCAACAGGAAGUGGAAAAGGAAGCAAUUCGGUUGAUCAAGAAGGAGAUUCUAGCGUAUUCAGAUACGGUCCCCUGUAACUCUGUUCCUGGCUAUCAGAUUCCCUUGCAUCCCGUCUGCGAUUCUCGGCACCUCCUGCUCUUUGAUCUUUGUCCUCUCAUCUCCAACUACUAUCCAAAUCUCUUGCCUAUCAUCUUGGAUUGGCUAGUCACAGAAAGGAAAGGCAACAAACUAGGCUGCCGCAGUGCCGAUCGGUUGCCGAGCUAA
Messenger RNA from Linum trigynum, 312 nucleotides. Lineage: Eukaryota; Viridiplantae; Streptophyta; Magnoliopsida; Malpighiales; Linaceae. The record is from the annotation of a GenBank genome assembly.